GCUAGUGUCCUUUGAGCGCGCCCAGCAUCCAUGUCUACCUCUCUGACGACUCCUCAGCAACCUCGCAGUGACCCAAAAGCUAAGGAUCGAGACCGUGAUGAAGAUGGUGAGAAUGACGCUGCGCCAUCUGGGGGCGCGUCGCGUCCUCCGACAAAGCGUGCACGUAAAGCAAUCAACUGCACUCCUUGUCGUACCAGUAAGCUAAAGUGCGACAAGGCUCGUCCAUGCUCAUCAUGCGUGCUGAGAGGUACUGCAUCACAAUGUUAUACUGACAGCAAAGACGAAACCAGUUACCGUCGUAAUGGGAUCGAUCCUCACAACGAGAUUGCACGAAUGCGCCAGUCACUAGCAACUCUAGAAGCGUACGUUGUUCGUGGUCCUAGCUCGCGCCCGGCAGAGUUAAGCUCGGCGUCAUCAUCGAAAGACCGGAAUACAUUGCCAAAACGUGAUAACCUAGGCGGAGUGCUGAAACAAGAAGCGGACGCAGAUGCCAUGGCUGUACCUGGUAUGCUCGCUGAAAGGGGAAAAGGGGGCUUUUACGCAGGCCCCACAUCCGCCGCGACGCUUCUGUAUUCAUUGAAAACUGCUAAUGAUGCGCGCGAUGGGAACGAGGAUGCCGAGCGCGCAUCUGCUUCUGGCUCUAAUGCGGAUUCGGACGUGGACGACGUGCCGACCGACAUCUCGCGUGGAUUCGAUGACGAUCUUCUUGCGCAGCUGCCUGCGAUUCACGUUAUUGACGGGCUAGUCGACUAUUAUCUGAACUUCUGUAAUUGGAUGUACCGCCAUGUCUAUCCACCAACAUUCACCGCGUCUUGGAAUCGCUUCAAGGAUUGUGCAUCCGCAGAUCGACUCAUGCUUGCGACACUUGCUGCUGUUAUGGCUGUUGCAGUGCGGUAUCUAUCCGAGCAACAUGCCUUGCUUUCGGCUCUUUCCACUGGAACGCGAGAGGAGAUCGGAGAGCGAUUUUACAUGGUGGCAUGCGAGGCUCUCGCAAGAUACCGAGCAGAGAGUCGCGUUCUCUCACUUGAGCUCGUCGAAUUGCUGCUAAUCCGCACGCACUACCUUACACUCUCGAAGACCGACAGCGAAGAAAUAUGGACGAUUCGCGGUGAACUCGUCAGUAUCGGUACAGCAAUGGGUCUGCAUCGGGAUCCCGAUAAGUGGCGCAUGUCGCGCGAAGUAGCAGAACGCCGCCGAUGGGCGUGGUGGCAUAUUCUUUUACUUGAACGUUGGCAAUGCUUUCUGUUCGGUCGACCACUUUCUAUCGCUUCGCAUCAUUUCGACACCCGAAUGCCGUCGCACGUUGAUACCAAAAUCGACAAGACCGGGAGACUAUUUCUUCCUAAUCUUGUCAUGUUUAAACUUGCGGAUAUUCUGGGCGAUAUCGUUGAUGAUGCGGUAUCGAUCCGGCCAGUACCAUACUCGCGCGUGCUCGAACGAGAUAAAGAGCUUGUUGCAUGGAUGGAAGAUCUGCCAAGAGAGCUUGAUCUGGACGAAUAUCGGCUCGCACGGUCUCUUGCCAGCCCCGAUCCGGCGGAUAUGCGCCUUGGCGUUCUCAGCGUAAUUAUUCGCACGAGCUAUUACCACAUUCGUUUUACUUUGCAUCGACCUUACGCCGCCGCUGCUCAUGAUCAUCCUUCACAACAACCUUCCACAUCAGGAUCGGCGAGCCAAGAGCACCAUGCACGAAUGGCGCAAUCGCUGGACACUGCUGCAGUUGCUGCGGACAAGCUCAUUCAGCUUGUUGCGCAGGCACGACCCGAAGUUCUCGGAAGCGGGAACAACGCAUCGCUCGCAGUGGCUGCUCAUGUCCAUUGGGGACCGUUUCAUUGCUUCUCGGCAGCGAUGUUCUUCUCAUUACAGCUCGUAGCGGAUCCGCAACAGCCGGGUGCAAGCUUGUUUAGAGCGAACAUCCGCCGCGUGCUCGACUUGUUAAGCAUGUCGCGAGGUGUACCUAUUGCGGAUAAAGCAAGUGAUAUGCUUCGAGCUCUCCGUCCACUGUAUGAUUCCAAUGCGGAGGACGAAUUCGGCGGUAAAGGUCGCUCGAAAGAGAAUGUUAUUGCCCUUGUCAAGAGCCUUGCAUUCCCGUAUCACGACUCGUUUGCUAGUCAUGGGCAUGGUACUCGUUCUCAACAUACGGACUCGCCGCGAAGCGCAGGUGCAAUGUCGCCGACAACGGUGCGCAUGAACCCUGUUGGCGCGUCGAGUGCGUCCUCUCCUGGAGGUACACUUAUUCCGAUGGUCUCGCCCUCUGUCCCACGCCCUCCCGGUCAUAGCGGUCUAACACCAGCACCUCCCUAUUCACGAAGUGCCUCACAAGCACAACUUUCGGAUAUCUUGGCACCAGCUCCCGGUGGCAACGCCACUGCCACUAAACCGACUGGCCUAGACUACGCUCCAUAUGGUCCGCAGAACGGACAGUCGACGACCUCGGGCGUACUACGUCCGACCCCGACUUUCCCGCUCCCUGCUUCUGGUGGUGGCGCGUUCAACGCAAAUCCUUCUGGUGCAGAUAAUGCAUCGAUGUGGGGUGCUUCAGUUGGAUUUGGACAGGGCGAGUGGUCCCGCUUCUUGGACGUUCUUGAGCGGACGGAGCCAACUGGGCUGAUGAACGCCUGAAGUAUUUUGUCUCAUUCCGUCCCGUCUCUGCGUGCUCGUCACAGGCUCACGCAUUCCCUACCAGCCCACGUUCUUG
Messenger RNA from Fomitiporia mediterranea MF3/22, 2695 nucleotides. RefSeq lists its product as uncharacterized. Gene Ontology annotation, biological process: DNA-templated transcription; regulation of DNA-templated transcription. Bases 31 to 2619 code for a protein of 862 amino acids. Gene Ontology annotation, molecular function: DNA binding; zinc ion binding; DNA-binding transcription factor activity, RNA polymerase II-specific. The transcript is spliced from 8 exons. The record is from RefSeq and is a predicted model, not a curated record. NCBI's taxonomy places the organism in Eukaryota, Fungi, Basidiomycota, Agaricomycetes, Hymenochaetales, Hymenochaetaceae.